Messenger RNA from Phytomonas sp. EM1, 225 nucleotides. The record is from the annotation of a GenBank genome assembly. NCBI's taxonomy places the organism in Eukaryota, Euglenozoa, Kinetoplastea, Trypanosomatida, Trypanosomatidae.
AUGGUGUCAGAGUUUAGUAUCAUGAGCGAAACGAGGAGACCAAGAGACUCUUACCUUUCUGGUUCGCAUGUUAGGCUUUGUGGGGGUACCGCUGCGGUAGUCAAACCAAAGGCGGAGCUCCGAUCGGGAUGCACAGAAUCACGCCCUCCCUCAUAUCUAUCCCUCGGUGUUUCAUACGGUAUCAUUCGACCGUACGGGCCCACGCUGGUCCUGAUUGCCAUCUGA